Branchiostoma belcheri (Belcher's lancelet) is the source of this 4249-nucleotide messenger RNA. RefSeq lists its product as uncharacterized. The transcript is spliced from 3 exons. The coding region runs from base 272 to 3202 and encodes 976 amino acids. Lineage: Eukaryota; Metazoa; Chordata; Leptocardii; Amphioxiformes; Branchiostomatidae. The record is from RefSeq and is a predicted model, not a curated record.
CGCGCCAUUUGUCAAGGUUUUUUGCAGGCGACAGUUGGGCGGCCCCGGUUUUCAGGGGUGCACAUGUACGUGUGCAGUGCCGUGUGGGUUAGUUGCACUCUCUCUCAUGUGAUAUAGCGGCGAGUGUGUGCUUGUCCGUCCCCCUAUCUUUUGUACGUCCAUUCAUUCAUUCGUCGCGCGCCGUUCUGCGAGUUUCCAGGUCGCAUGGUUUGCACCGAGCUUGUCAUUUUCCCAGGUGUGAAGGUGUGGUGGUGCGUGCGGGCAUGACAACAUGGAGGGUUUGACUAGAAGUUCGGUGUACGCCGGCGAAGGCGGCCAUGCCCUGGUGAACGGGGCCCGGCUUGGAUACCUCUACGUCGGUGGAAAACAGAUGUUCGCUCUCUCCGAAGUCUUCACCACGCUGUUGGGCAAUAUCCCGCGAACGACCGUACACAAACGGAUGGACUACCUCAGCGUGGACAAACACCCGUGCACGCUGGACGAACUGAGAAAACUCAAGUCCCUGAACGCGAUCGCCUUCCACUCUGCAAAAUGCACACUCAUUUCACGACAAGACGUGGAAGCGCUAUGCAAUUCCUGCGAAACCGAACCGACCUUGAAGACUAAAAGAAGAAGAAAGAAAAACACCGAUGGGGGUUGUGAUAAGAUAAAGAAAGACUUGAUGAAAAAGAAGAAUGGCGAGAGAGUGGGAGAGAUUUCUAAGGCAAAAGGCCGCGCAUGGGAAGGUGUCAGCGCUAAUCACCAGAAAAACAAGAUCGUGUCGUCAGCGAGUCAGUACUGUGGCGCUCCCACUCACGACUCCCAGCGUCGGCCAACUUUAUCUGCCGAUUUACCUCAGAAAUCACACGUCCACGGCACCAAGUGGAUCAGGAAUGACUCACCGAGGUUCGGAGAGUAUGGUAGCUUCGCCAAGAAUGAGAAUUUCUGGAGCUUCACGGAGUACCACGCACUUUCCGGAAACGUGCAAAAUCGGACUCAAAUGCCGAACGGCUUUGGCGCCACGCGAGUUCUCAAUCAGCAAAUUGUAAACAGCGUCUCUCUCUUCGGAAAGUCGCAAAAACAGAAAGUCUGCAACGAAGUGUUCGAGAAACAGACUGGAGAGUGUAGUGAGAAAGUUUUGCCAGGAUUUGGGGGUCUUUCUGAGAAGGGGAAUUCUAACGCGCAGUCGUGUUUUUCGGAGUCGCCAGUGAAGCAGCCGAGGCCGCCGUGCGGCUUGUUUGGGGCGGAUAGCGUCAUUUCACAAUCCGGCAGCUUCGGGCUGAAUAAACCCAGAAACUCUGUCAAAAAUUCCUUCAGUUCUGGCCAAACGGUGAACGGAACGAACGAUCCGACUUUCAAGAAGCCUGGAGAGCCUGUCGUGAGUUCGUCGUGCGACAAACAGGCGCGAGAAGACCCGCAGACGACAGAUGGGGAACUUCGCGAUUUAAAUGGGUUUCAGUUGAAUCAGGGUGUAAACAAGAACCAUGGUCUUUUCGGGAGCGCGGAGAAACUUGGCAAGAAACUUCGGUUUGAAGGAAGUUCGCUGGAUUUUAUGACAAGGACUGGAUCGAAGACAACCUUUGGUUCAUCCUAUUGUUAUGGGAAGACUUUUGCGCAGGGGCUGAAAGAAACCGCGACAGAGAAAAACUCGGAAGUUCGUUUUGUGAACGGGUUUCAGUUCAAAGAACAUGGCGUCCGCAUCCAACAUGGCGGCCCGCUGGACAACAGUUCGGACUCUGAAAGUUCCUGCCACUCCCUGCUCGACAUCGACUCAAACCUCAGUGCUAUGUCAAGUCUCUCGGCGUCUAGUGACUCUCUGAGUUCGGACACGACUUCUAGCGAGGAUUUUGAGUCGGAAAGCGAUGAUUCCAGCGAUUCCGACGUUUCGACGUCCAGUUCUGAAUCAAACGGCAGCAUUAGGUUCCGCAGACCGAAUCUUUCUCAAGAACAGAGACUUCAACAACGGCCUGCUAUCAACGACUGCCUCAAAGGCGUAGGGUUCUCUGUAGAAGGCCCUAAGAACGGGCUUCAAGUGCCUUCGACCCAGUUUUUAACAAGUUCUCCGAGCCGCGCCCCUCCCCCCAAGGCAGAAGACUCUCUCCCCUCCCCACCGACUUCGCCUCAAAGUGCCUCUCUUGUUCUCAAGAAGCAAGGGAAGAAAACUUGGGCCGUAGACUCUAUUAAAGUCUCUCCUCCUCAGGAAAAAGUCUUAGUGGAAAGGGAAGACAUCAGAGCUACUAAGGAGGAAAAGAAGACAUAUUGUACAAUGAAAUCCCCCUUGAGAAGUGGCCCCAAGCAUAGUGGCCGAGGGAGGGGGGCAUCACAGAAACAAAACAAUGAAGCUAUCAAACCUAGAGCCAAGAAAGCCAUCCUGAAUGGCUCCAAGUUUUCCCUGUCACCGAAGUCAGGAAAGGCUGCAGAUAACUUCAAGAAACUGCCGUCCAAGAGCCAAGACGUUGCUCAGAAAAAGAAAAGAAAGCUGAACAGUGAUGACAUUGUGUUUUCAGGUGUGAAGAAGAUGAGAAUGGACCAACCAGGUGACAAGAGCAAGUCUCCACAAAAAGGAGUCAAUGGUUACAUACAGAAUGCAACCUUCUCGCCAAAACUGGCUAAGAUGGCGCCGCCACUCGACGAAACAGCGAAACUGACUGAAAAUGAGCUAGCGAUUAAACUAGAAGCGAUCUCGUCAGAAAUCGACAAUCUGCGCAGGAGUAAGACCAACAAGAAAAAGUUGAAAAACAAGGUGUUGCCGAGACCUAAAGCGCAAAUACCUCAGAGAAAGUCGAACUUGAAAACAGCCAAACCAGACUUGAAACGUAGCAAGAAAGCAAGCAAAGUUUCGCCAGCCCAGAAAACAAAUCUUAACUUAUCAUCCAAGUCCUCAGAAAAGACUCAAAAGUUGUUGUCUAAAGACACAACAAAGACGGAGGAAGUUUCUGAAACUAGGGCGAAUAAAGGCAGCUACCAUUCAAUGGCUCCAGGAAGAAAGACCUUCAGCCUUCUUGCACAGUUCCCCUGGAUGCCUACAUUGACUCUCGGAGUUGACGGUGACUUGGUGCCUGCGUAUUCCAUGAGACUCGAACCCGGGACCACCAAACCCUGCAGGAAACAUCCAGCCAUCAAGUGGAAGAUGGGGGGCAAGCCUUACAGCAAACCGGGCACAGUGCACGCCAGCGAGCUUCGCAAACGCCGCGGGAGGAAGAAGAAAGCAGACGUGUCUUGAUCCCAGGUCACAAAGGUCGGGUCACGAGGUCAAGCCCUGUCAACCAGCUAGCACCCAGCCAGCAGAAACUCUUCCUCCUGGUUUCUUCACGGAUUUGUUUCCAUCCACUCUCACCUACUGAGCUGCUUCUACCAUGGAGUAUUCCUACUAAGGACUGGAACAAUACACAAGUCAAUGCGGCGAGAAUUCAUGGAUUUGUGCACAAAUUUGGGACAGAGAAUGAAUUUAGACUGUCAUUCUGGGAAGCCUAUAAGGUAAACACUGGAGCAUGUUGCUUAGUUCAUGUUUAAACUUGAUGUUUUCUUCUGCAAAAUUCUGAAACAGUUAAUCUUAGCUUCGUCCAAGGGGCUCUAACCUCCUUGUUUUGUCAGAACAGUUAACAGCAUUAUCAGAAUUAUGUUCACGUUGUUACAUGUAUGAUUGUAGUUUCUUGUUUUUUUUACCAUAGAACCAUGUUAAUGAACUGUGGUUCACUUGAUUGUUUUCCCUACAGAGCAGUAUUACAUUUUUACCACCCGAAAACCUGCCAAGCCUUUCAAAAUACUAUUAAAGCACAUGUAAACAUCAAAUUCUCGAUGCAAAUAUUCUCACAAUUGCAGGACGUGCCAAUGUUUUCCACUUUUUAGACAUUCAUGUUUUCUAACUUGGAAACUCCAAAAAAAUGGAGGAAUGUUUUGUACCCAAAUGUUUUGAUACACAGUUUUUAAGAGAAUCCGUUGAAUACCAGUCAUUGGUGCUACAUGUAUGAGGCUUGACCAGAUUUGCAUGAAGUAUUUACUCAAGCCCUAGCAGGGGUCAUCUAGGGUCACGGCAGCAUUGAAAACAGGGUUGAGCCCUUUUCUAGAACCUACCACAUCUUUGUAGACAUUUCCAUUUUUUAGAUGUUUCUAGUCACGUAGUGUUAUAGUCUUUAUGUAGAUAUUUCAAGGAACCUUUUUUAAGACAAACGAUUGUGUUGUUUAGUGAUUUGAAAAAGACAAGUGAUUUGUACAGAAAGGUAUUUUUCUGGUGUCGUUUGCAAGAAAUAAAGCCUGCUUUACAACAAUA